Messenger RNA from Microsporum canis CBS 113480, 690 nucleotides. RefSeq lists its product as hypothetical. The record is from RefSeq and is a predicted model, not a curated record. The transcript has 3 exons. Bases 1 to 690 code for a protein of 229 amino acids. NCBI's taxonomy places the organism in Eukaryota, Fungi, Ascomycota, Eurotiomycetes, Onygenales, Arthrodermataceae.
AUGACUUCCGCUCUGGGCGAGAGAUCAACAGAUGCAUCAAAAAGCGAAGUGACCACGGAGAUACCUCAGAGUGCCAGCGCGCGGCAAAGCCGCCCAUACAAAUAUUGUAUCACGUUGCUAGUUAUUCUCAUUCCUGCCCUCUACUAUCUCUACAGAGACAGACUACCCUGGCACAAAGGACAAUACCCCUACCGGCCAGAUAAUGACGACCGUUAUUGGACACUUGACCACCCGCCCAAGGACCAAGAGCCCGAACCUUUCUAUCCGAUAAAACGUUACAGCCUCGAAUACAGAGGGGUGUAUGGGUUGGAUACCUCACGCCCGUGGAGAUGUCCCAUCUCGGAGUCGACCGUUUCCGCGAUUCGGAACGAUCACUCGACCAGGUCGAGGAGGAUGCAUUUUGCGCAAGACUACGGCUUUACGGGGCUAGCUUCUGGUCGCUGCCUCCUCAAUGGCCUGAGGGCAUCCUCUGGGCUUCGUUUCCCGGAGAGUGGCGGCGUAUGGUUCGUUGAUACCAGCGAUGGUUGGGAGGGGCUUCACCCUCAGAGAAUGGGUCUAUACAACGCUAUAACGAUGGAGGAAAGGUGUAACGUCCUCAAGGACCUCGGAGGAAAAUUUUGCCAAGAUAUUCAGACAUGUCCAGAGAUGGCGCCUCUACUAGCACCGCCAGAGGCAUGGAUCGGUGUAUAG